AUGGCGACGAAGGUGCCAGAAAUUCGUUCCGAGGACAUUCAAAGCGAAAUCGUCGUCAUGUCCAAGACGAGUACUCGACCGGCUUGCCCACCAAGAGGUCAAGGCACGACGAAAGAUCUUCCCGUGAAAGACUGCGAACUUGAAGCGAUGACGCCUACGGACCCUGAUCGUCUACCACAAUUACUGGUUAAAAUUGCUGAGGAGCACAACAUUAAUUUGACUGAUCCAGAUGCAUUGGAAAAAAUCAAGUUUCAUCUUAAAGCAACCGUCUUGAUAUCCGACGACAGUUCCGAUUUUAAAGACGUGAAAGUCGAGGCGGUGAACGAUGGUGAUUGUUCGGGUAACGAAAUGAAGGUGAUGGUAAACGAAACCCAGUCACUGAAAUCAGAGUCCAUGUAA
This is a messenger RNA of Soboliphyme baturini, 399 nucleotides long. Lineage: Eukaryota; Metazoa; Nematoda; Enoplea; Dioctophymatida; Soboliphymatidae. The record is from the annotation of a GenBank genome assembly.